AGAGGAAGAAAGGGAGGGGCCAGCAAACUCUCACGGUAGGACACACAAGCACCGGAACACAACGUGAUGACGACCAUGAUGCGCAAGUCCUCUUCAACGUCCGCGCAGGACGAGGACAAGCACUACAAAAUGUGCAAGAAGAUCGCGCAACUCACGAAGGUGAUUUACACCCUUAACAACCGAUCAGAGGAUAAUGAGCAGCGGACGGCGUGGCUGCAGCAACGGCACACCGCGGAGCUCACCAGACUCGCGCGGGAGUACGAGAAACAGAUCGAGGAGCUGCAGAGGCAAGCGAAGGCGCUGCAGACGGAGAAGAUGAACCUCGCCGGUUCCUUAGAGGCACAACACAAGGAGGAGCUGCGGAACGCGCAGGCGAGCUUUCAGUCUCGCUUUGCGGAGCUCACGGAUCAGGUCACCGAGCAGCUCGCGCAGUUUGAAUCCGUCCUGCGGGAAAACAAGCAGCAGAUGGUAGCGGAGUGCGCGGCGGAGGCAAAGCGGAUCCGCGAAGGCAAGGAUACGGAGCUGGCAAAGCUGGUGCAGGAGUACAACGACAAGUACAAGUCGAUGCUGGCCGAGCAGCUGGACAGCCGCGACACAUUAGAAGAUGAACUCAACAGGAAAUGGUCGGCGAAGGUGCAGGCAUUGGAGGAACAACUGGAGGCCACCCAAGGCGGCAAAGAUCGUGAAGUGCAGGCGAAGUCAAGACUCCUGCAGGAGGCGCUGCAAAAGUGUGCUGUCUUCUCGAACGAGAAGGACGCGCUGACGUCUCAACUGGAGACCGCACAGACGCAGGCGCGCACCCUGCAAGACGAGCUGUCGAAGGCCGUCGCGGACUUGGGCUCCGAGCGACAUCAGCGGAAGGCAGUGGAGGAGUGGAAGGCCAAGCUGGAAACGCAGCUGACGAACCUGCAGCGUGAAUUGGCUUCCCUCACGGAGCAGCUCGGCGAAUCGCAAGAGGCGCUCACGGCGGAAAAGGCGAGCCACUCCCGCAGCACGGCGUCUCAGAAGGCGUUAGAAAACGAAAAGGCGGUGCUCUCUGCGGCGAAAGACUCCGCCGAGCACGAGCUGGCAGAGUGCAAGGAAAGUCUUGCGAAGUGUGCGGCGGAGCGCGAUGCCACACGCAACGAGCUGGACACGCUGCGCUCCUCCGCGGAGGCCAAGACCUCCUCACUGAGUGAGCUCACGGCGGCGCUCUCGACAGCGCAGUCCCGAAUCACCGCGCUGGAGACAGAGUUAGAGACCGCAAUGCAGCAGCAUGCGAGUGACACGGCGCAGGCGCAGCGGCGGUUAGAGGAGGUCAAGCAACAAGCGACGGAGGAGGCGAAGGCAGCGGAGGCGAAGCACCAGGAGGAGCUCCGCAACGCGCAACGUGACCUCCAAUCAGCCUCGACGUCAGCGCAGCAGCAGCUGCUGGAGACGUACAAGACGCAAAUGGAGACCAUGGAGCGCCAGCACACGGCGCAGGUCCAGCAGCUACAAACGCAACUCGCGGCGGCCACGGAGCAUCACCGCGACGUGUCGGGGAAGUUGUCACAGGCAUCAGCGCAAGUGACCCGCCUGGAUCAGCGCUGUGGGGAGCUGGAGACGCAGCUCCGAGCACAGAUGCAGCAGACGGCGGAGGAAAAUGCACGCGCUGCGGAGCAAGCCGCACAGCUGCGUCGGGAGCUGGAAAUUGCACGGAGCGGCAGCCGCGAGGAAGCGAGUGCGCAGCAAGCCGCGCUGGAGCAGCUGCGCGCUGAAUACGCAGCCGCCCAAGCGGAGGCCGACGCGGCGCACGCGAAGGCCCUUCAAGAGCUGCGCAAUGGGGAAGGAGAGCGAGUUGAGGCUAUACAGCGGGAGCACGUGGCGCUGCUGCAGUCCCUCCAGAAGGAGCACGCUCUGUCGUUGCAGCAGGCGAGAGACGAUGCGGCAUCGCAGUUGACGUCCACCGCCCGUGACGCCGCUGCCCGCCACGCCGUACAGCAAAAGGAACUCAUCGACAAGUUGGAGGCCCAACGCGCUGCCGCCGCCGCCACCGAACAGGAGCGGCUCAGCCAAAUUGCGAAGCUGGAGGGUCAGCUACGUGAGCUGCAAGGCACGUCGUCUGCACAGCAGGCGUCAUCAUCCAAUCAGCUGCAGCAGUUACAAAAGCAGCUCGCGCAGCUGCAGGACACGUUGCUGAAGACGCAGGCCGAGGCGGCUGCCACCCUUGCUGCGGCGCGCAAAGACGCGGCUGCGCAGCGGCAAGACGACAUCGCCUCCUUUGAGGCGAUGCGCCAACAACAGGUAAACUCGGAGCGGCAGCGCUACGAUGCUGCGGCUGCCGCCCAUCGCGAGGAGAUUGCGAAGUUAGAAAACCGCAUGAAGGAGCGGGUCUCCAAUGCGGAGGAGCGUCUGAAGCUCACCGUGGCCCAGUACGAGGCACGGCAGAAGACGAUGCUGCAGGAACACGAGGCGGAUCUCCGCACGGCUCACGAAGUGCAGAUGCGAGAGGCAGCAGCGGCGCACGAGGCGGAACGGACGCGCCUGCAAAACGAAUUGUCGCUCGCCGAGGCGGGGCUGAAGGACCAAAGCGCGCGCACGUCGAACUGCAUGCAAACCAUCGCCGCUCUCACCGUGCAGCGGGAUAAGGCGUUAGAGGAGGUGCGCACGGAGAAGCGCAACAGCGCCGCCGCCCUCACGGCAGCGCAGAACAAGCACGCCGCCGACGUGGAGCUGCUUCACAUAAACCACCAGCAAGAGCUGAAUCGGUUCUCCGCUACUCACAAAUCUGUUGUGGACGACUACCUCAAGCAGCAGUCCGACGAGCGGGCGGCGCAUCAGGCGCUGAUGGAGGCGAUGCAGCAGCGCAUGGAGGAGCUGCAGCACAAGUACGACUACCGCGAGUCGCGCAGCGAGGAUGUGGAGCUGAUCAAUCGGCUGCUCGUCGACAACAAGGAGAAGGAGGUGGCGCUGACCAGGGCCUACGAGGACAUGCGCCUGUACAAGCUGGAGCUCAUGAACCGUGAGGAGAACUAUAACAAGGUGUUCCAUCGCAGCCCUGCCGUGGCCGACUACUCGGGCGUGGCCGAGGCCGUUGCAAAGAAGCAGCACACGAGUCUCCCAUUCAUCAGCGCUGCCCGGAAACAGUCCACGCGGUAG
Leptomonas pyrrhocoris is the source of this 3120-nucleotide messenger RNA. RefSeq lists its product as hypothetical. Lineage: Eukaryota; Euglenozoa; Kinetoplastea; Trypanosomatida; Trypanosomatidae. The record is from RefSeq and is a predicted model, not a curated record. The transcript has a single exon. The coding region runs from base 67 to 3120 and encodes 1017 amino acids.